UAAAUGAUAUCAUGGUUGCUGAGCUAAGCUCCACUGCCACUAGAAAACAGGUUUCUUUGUCUUUGGUUGGCUCUGUCUUCUUUGUGCUCCAAUUUCGACCAGUGAAUAACUGAGUCUAAUUCCAUCAUUUGGUUCAGUUCAAGAACACCAAAGGGUUCCGCAGCUGCUGCAUUCCUUUUUUUCACAGCACUGCUUGUUCAAUCAUGACCAAGUAGACCAGGCCAAUUUGAUCUCACAUUACAACCUACCGACUGGUGACACGGGAACAGAGCACCUCCGGUUCCUCGGAGGAUUAUUAUCUCUGGACUGAGUUAAGUGUCAUUCUAUGAAGGUCAUAGCCCUCUUCUGUUGGCAGCUGUGUUAAUCUAAGUGAUCAAAGAGCCUUCCAGAAGAUGGGAGUGAAUACAAAUCAGCUACUCUCUUCCUGCUGCUUACUCUUUCUGGCUGGGUUUUCCAGUGGUGGCAAGAUCUUGGUGUUUCCAGAGGAUGGUAGCCAUUGGCUGAAUAUGCAGUUCAUAAUGAAGGAGCUGCAUGUCCGUGGCCACAAUUUGACAGUAGUGCGAUCGUCCAGGAGUCUAUACAUCCAGGCCAGUUCUCCUCUCUACACUGUAAUUACAGUUAACAUCACUGAAACAGCUGUGGAUGCAGAAUUUUUCACGAUCUUAUUGCAGCGGUCAGUAGCACUACGUAAGAUGUCACCAAUCGUGCGCUUCUUUGAGCAGCAGAGAGAUGUGGCAACUAUGCUACAAAUAUUCCACAAUGGCAUUCUUAGCCUGAUUUCCACCAUGCUUGAUGACUCAACACUAAUGAAAGAACUGCAAGAUAGUAAGUUUGACCUAAUGCUAACUGACCCUGCUUUCCCUGCUGGGGUUCUUCUGGGCAACUAUCUCCAUUUACCCAUGGUGUAUAAUGUGCGCUGGCUCAAUACAGGAGAUGCGCAUAUGGCCAUUGCCCCAUCACCACCAUCCCAUGUCCCCAUGUACAACUCAAUGUUCAGUGACAAAAUGGACUUUCUGCAGAGGACCGAGAAUUUCCUUCGUUAUGUGGUCAGCUGCCUACAGGAACAAUUCGUUAUCAUCCCCAUUUAUGACAAACUGCUAAAAAAACACUUUCCAUCAGACUCAGAUCUCCUCACCAUGCAGCGGUCAGCAGAUAUUUGGCUGAUGCGUGUUGAUUUCAUCCUUGAGUUCCCACGCCCUGGCAUGCCUAACGUUGUCUACAUGGGUGGCUUCCAGUGUCGCCCAUCCCAACCCAUUUCUGCAGAGCUGGAGGAUUUUAUGCAGAGUUCUGGGGAGCAUGGAGUGGUGGUCGUGUCUCAGGGACUCACAGUCACUGCCCUUCCCAAAGAAAUCACAGAAGCCAUUGCCUCUGCUUUUGCAAAGUUACCUCAGAAGGUCAUAUGGCGGUACAUGGGGGAGCGACCUUUAUCUCUGGGUAACAACACAAUGUUACUUGAUUGGCUUCCUCAAAAUGACCUACUGGGUCACCCAAAGACUCGUGUUUUUGUGUCCCAUGGUGGCACCAAUGGAAUCUACGAAGCUAUCUACCAUGGAGUGCCUGUGUUGCUUCUGCCACUUCUCUUUGACCAGUUUGACAAUGCAGUUAGAUUGGAGGUUCGAGGAGCAGCUCGUGUGGUAGAUGUUGGCACAAUAACUUCAAAAGAGUUCCUUGAAGCCCUGCAGGACGUCAUUAGGAAUCCAUCUUACCGAAACACCAUGCAGAAGCUGUCGAAACUUCAUCGAGACUGGCCUCUUUCUCCUCUAGACAGUGCCAUCUUCUGGAUCGAGUAUGUCUUAAGACACAAAGGAGCUCGACACUUGAGCUCAGAGGCAAAUAAUUUACCAUGGUACUCCUACCAAUGUCUAGAUGUGAUAGUGUUUCUUAUAGCCAUUAUAUCCACAGCACUCUGGGCUUCAAUAAUUCUCUGCAGGCUGCUUUGUUGUAGGUCAAACAAGAAGCAGAAGAAAGACUGAACUGAACUCCAGAUACUUUUUGCAUAUUAAACAGAGCAGUUCAGAUUUCCUUCAUGGAAUAGUUUGAUAUAUCAUAACCUAUGGAGAAAUUACAUGUGGCCUGUAUCCUGGACAUCGAUCAAAUCUUAGAUUUAAUAGCAGGGCCAAUGCUAAAGUUAGACAUUCAUUUAAGUCUAUGUUUAGAUUUAGUCUGACUCUGGGAACUGGCUUAUAGAGGGUGACAGCAGAAAUCAUGUACAUUUAUGGUGGUAGGGUCAAGUUUCAGGUACCAAAUCAGGUUGCAAAAUGUAUCUUGUAGCUUGAGGAAAAAGAUAGAUCAGAAACACUCCAUGGUAGGUGUAAUAUAUAAAAUUGCCACAUCUUGUAGCUUUGGGUAUGUUCAGAAUGAAUUACGUUUUGGAAUUAUUCAUAUUUCUUUUUUCUGUGCAAUCUUUGACAUUUUCUCUAAAUGGAAUAACUAAAUACAAAUGCCACUCCAUAACUGUGCUUUAUUCUCUGUUAAAAUUAUUAAUUAUUUUUGUGCCUUAAAUGGUAUGAAGGAUAUUCUGGGUGUACAUCAGAUACUAUUUUUUGUGUGUUUUAAAGGUUUUAUAUCAAUCAUAUUUUAUAUCAAUCAUUUAUAUAUUCUCUUCAGAAUUUCUUGUGAAUGUGUUUAACUAUGAUUUAUUUCUGUUUGUCUCUCCAAUUGCUUAAAAGAAAUAAAAAUAAAACAAUAUUUUCUAUCUGCCUCAACAAAAGUAUAUAUCAGAAUCUUGGCUGAGAGCACCAUUACUUUUUACAGGAUGCACUGACUCAACAAAACUGUCACACAAUUGAGGCCAAAAUGACUGUAUAGGACAAUUAAACUCUUCCUGUCAUUAAA
Pygocentrus nattereri (red-bellied piranha) is the source of this 2835-nucleotide messenger RNA. Its product is annotated as UDP-glucuronosyltransferase 2A1-like. The record is from RefSeq and is a predicted model, not a curated record. Gene Ontology annotation, molecular function: UDP-glycosyltransferase activity. Lineage: Eukaryota; Metazoa; Chordata; Actinopteri; Characiformes; Serrasalmidae. The transcript is spliced from 3 exons. The coding region runs from base 393 to 1973 and encodes 526 amino acids.